CAUGAUAUUUUAACUGUCCAGUGUGUACGUGUACGGAUAAGCGUUUCUAAGAUGGCUGAAGCAGUUGUGAACAACGAUGAACAUGCUGCAUAUUUCGAGGAUGUAGUAGCCAGACUCACUGAUGCUUUUCCAAAAUUAAGUCUCAAGGUAAUACGGAAGGUUGUGGCUAGUUGCCGUAGGGACAUUGUUCAGAUGGUCAUACAGUUGACAGCAAUUGAGGUCGAUGAGCAGCGCAAAGCGGAAAUUAUAGAAUCAAGAGCACUUAUGCCUGAAACAGAAGAAGCUUCAACUACAGCAGUACAUCAAAAACGAGGUACUUCGAUAAAGUCACAAGUGAAGAAAUACACCAGUGGUGUCAAGAUAGAGGAGUUCUUGGCAAUGUUUCCGAAUCCAGAAGAGACAUUCCGCAAUCCGGAGCGAGGGGAGGACGUUCUUGAUAUGACAACCGUAGCUUAUGUUGAAUGUUUCUUCAUGAAUAAGUACCCAUCCAUCUACAAGACCCACAUUUCGUUUUUGCUAUAUCAGGGAUCUACGAGGCAACCAAAGUGCAUAAGUCUACUUAAGAUGGAUGAGGAGUUGCAGAAGGCAGAGCAAAAAGGUGAGCAAGUUAUGAAGUGCCGUCGAAAACCAACAACUAUGAGGGUUGAUCCAGGCGAAGACAUUCGACUUUUACAAGAGCUUGCUUACUUGGAGCACAGAAUAGAUAUUUUAGAUUAUAAGCUGAAAAAACAACAGGAAGAAACCGAUAGGAGAAAAUUUGCAAAAGAAAACGGUCUUACAGUUUCGUGUCAAUGCUGCUUCGUGGACGACCUAUUGCCUGAAGAAGUGUAUUCAUGUACCAACGAUUAUUGUUUUUGUGGGGAAUGCAUCAGAAAGAGCUGCGAAAUGAAAUUUGGUGAGAAAGACAUUCAGUUUCCGUGUUUGGCGGCCUGUGGGUCGCAAUUUGCGUGGAAAACGCUGCAGGCGGCGCUUCCACCUACACUAUUUUCGACACUAUCACAGCGUUGCACGGAAUCUGAGAUAAGGGCGGCAGGACUUAAAGUUGACAGUUGUCCAUUCUGUAAUUUCACCAACACCAUCGAUGAGCGAUAUACGUUGUUCCAGUGUUUUAACCCCAAAUGUAUGAAGGAGACAUGUAGGUUAUGCAAAGAGCUCAACCACCUUCCGUUGCAAUGCGAUGAGGUUGAGAAGGACGAAGAUGUCAAAGCACGUGUCCACGUUGAAAAUAAGAUAACCGAUGCAAUAUUGAGAACAUGCUACAAAUGUCAGAGAAAGUUUAUCAAGGAGGAGGACGGCUGCAACAAGAUAACGUGCAUAUGUGGUGCGCUGUCAUGUUAUGUCUGCAAUAAGCCAGUGACAGGGUAUGAUCACGUUAAUGGACUUGGAGGCAGUCAGUAUGAGAAGUGCCCGCUGUAUGUCGACAUGAUAGCAUUGCAACAAAGUGAACUUACUGCGGCAGCUGAUGAAGCGAAGAAGCAAGUUGAUCCCAACAGGUUGAAGUUUGAUCCGUCAAUUGAUCUUGACAAAUACUUUAACAUAAACGACAGACUGCCGUGCAACCAAGAUGGAUGCAGGAACCAAUACCACCUCCAAAUCCAAGAGAACCCGAUGUACCAAGACAACGACGAACGAUGUUACCUGCUCAACAACAGCGGGACGAGCCUAGGGCUGCUCAAGAACACUUGAACGUACCAGCAGUUCAAAACAUAAGAAUACCUCGCCGGGCAACGCCAUAUAUAAAUCGAGAUCAACCGCAAGCGCCACGACGUGUUCGUCA
Molecule: messenger RNA, 1777 nt
Organism: Acanthoscelides obtectus
Lineage: Eukaryota; Metazoa; Arthropoda; Insecta; Coleoptera; Chrysomelidae
Source: the annotation of a GenBank genome assembly